AUGAACUGGUCGCCCCUGGUGAAGUGGACUCAUGUGCUCACGAUAGCAACCAUUAGUUUCUUGGUGCCCGUUGUGUCGGCCAUGCUCGCACCAGCAGUACCGCAGGUCAUGAGUGACUUCAACACAACCUCAAGCCUGUUCGCAACCUUCGUCGUAUCCAUCUUCGUCUUGGGCUUUGCUUGCGGGCCAUUGAUACUCGCUCCGCUCAGUGAGAUGUAUGGCCGUCAGAUCAUUUACAAUGUCACGAACGUCAUAUUUAUGAUUGCAACUAUUCUCUGUGGCUUCUCGCAAAAUGAGGGAAUGCUGCUCUUCUUUCGGUUCCUUGCGGGCUUCUCAGGGGUAGCAACGAUCACUAUAGGCUCAGGGACAAUUGCAGACCUCAUGCCCAGGGAGAAAAGAGGCAAGGCUGUCUCGAUAUGGUCCGUCGGUACUAUCCUGGGUCCGACAAUAGGUCCUAUCAUCGGUGGUGAGGUGGUCGACAGGGGCGCUGGUUGGAGAUGGGUGUUCUGGUCAAUAUCGAUCGUUAUUGCUGUUGUCACAAUCUUCACCUUCUUGGUCCUCCGGGAGACCUACCCUCCUGUGCUAUUGGAGUGGAAGGCAGCCAAGCUGCGAAAAGAAACCAGCAACCCGAAUUAUCGGUCCUAUCUCGCGACAGACUUGACUCCUCGCGAGCUUUUCCGAAGAAGUAUUGUGCGGCCUGUGAAGUUGCUUCUCUGUUGCCCGCUUGUCACAGUCAUGUGCACCUACGUCGCCAUCCCCUAUGGUACUCUUUAUCUUCUCUAUGCAACUUAUUCUUUCGUCUUCACGGAGGUAUACAAGUUCUCAGCCCUGUAUGAUGGGCUGGUAUUCCUCCCUGGUGGGAUUGGCACAUUGAUGGGGGCUUACUACAUUGGGACGCUCAGCGACAGGAUAGUCCGAAGGCGAAUAGCUGCCGGGGGUAUGAGCACGCCCGAGGACCGCCUUUCACUUAUCAUCACGGUUCCUGCGGCAUUGACGUUUCCUGCCGGCCUGCUGAUGUACGGGUGGUGCGUGGAAUAUCACGUUCAUUGGAUCGUGCCUCAGAUCGGAACGGCUGUGACUGGGUUUGGCUCCAUCCUCAUCUUCUCAGGCAUUCAGACGUAUCUCAUUGAUGCGUUUGAGGGCUAUGCUGCCAGCGCUGUUGGAGCGAACGCGGUGCUAAGGGGACUUGUCGGGGCUUUUCUCCCGUUGAGCGGCCUAAGCAUGUAUCAUGCUCUCGGAUGGGGAUGGGGAAACAGCUUACUGGCUUUCCUAACGUUAGCAUGUGCGCCAAUACCAUGGACAUUAGCUAUUUAUGGUGCUAAGAUACGCAACUUGGGCUGCAACAAAGUCAAGUUGUAG
This is a messenger RNA of Colletotrichum karsti, 1359 nucleotides long. Its product is annotated as major facilitator superfamily transporter. Gene Ontology annotation, molecular function: transmembrane transporter activity. NCBI's taxonomy places the organism in Eukaryota, Fungi, Ascomycota, Sordariomycetes, Glomerellales, Glomerellaceae. The transcript has 3 exons. The record is from RefSeq and is a predicted model, not a curated record. Bases 1 to 1359 code for a protein of 452 amino acids. Gene Ontology annotation, biological process: transmembrane transport.